Messenger RNA from Schizosaccharomyces cryophilus OY26, 1083 nucleotides. Its product is annotated as chorismate mutase. Bases 163 to 921 code for a protein of 252 amino acids. The transcript has 3 exons. Gene Ontology annotation, cellular component: cytoplasm. Gene Ontology annotation, biological process: chorismate metabolic process; aromatic amino acid biosynthetic process. Gene Ontology annotation, molecular function: chorismate mutase activity. Lineage: Eukaryota; Fungi; Ascomycota; Schizosaccharomycetes; Schizosaccharomycetales; Schizosaccharomycetaceae. The record is from RefSeq and is a predicted model, not a curated record.
GCAUUCUGUCAUUUUGAUAUUCGUAGUUUUCUUGGCAACAUCUUGACAUCUUAGAAUCACAGGUUAUAAACUUAAGGAAGUUCUAUCGUUACAAUCCUUGUUUCUUUCCUUUAGACUGGUUAGAUUUUACUACUUGCUACAGAACAAAGACAUCUGUGUGAAAUGAGUUUUGUGAAUGAAAAACUGAAGCUUGAAAAUAUUCGUUCAGCGUUAAUUCGUCAGGAGGAUACUAUAGUCUUUGAUUUUUUGGAACGUGCUCAGUUUCCUGUAAAUGAGAAAGUUUACAAGAAAGGAAGUGAAGGCUGCUUAAACUUGCAGCAUACCGAUAAGAGCUUCUUAGAAUAUCUUUUACACGAGGAAGAGAAGCUUUACUCGCUCGUAAGACGUUAUGCUAGUCCUGAAGAAUACCCUUUUACAUCGGAUUUGCCAGAACCUAUUCUACCUGAUUUCAAGAAACCUUUUCCAUUACAUAAAAACGAGGUGAAUGUUAAUAAUGAAAUCUUUAACUAUUAUGUGAAGGAAAUUUUGCCCAAAAUCUGCACCAAAGGCAAUGACUCUGACAAUUUUGGCAGCACAGCAGUUUGUGAUAUUCGAUGCCUUCAGUCUCUAUCCAGAAGAAUUCACUAUGGCAAAUUUGUUGCAGAAGCAAAAUUUUUGACAAACCCAGAAAAAUACAAGAAAUUGAUUGAAGCUCGUGACUCAGAAGGAAUUGUGAACGAGAUCGUAGAUCCCGUACAGGAAGGACGGGUGUUGAAACGCCUUCACUAUAAGGCACUCACUUAUGGUCGUGAUUCUGCGGACCCUAGCAAGCCAACUGAUAAAAUUAAUGCUGAUACGGUUGUUUCCAUCUAUAAGGAGUACGUGAUUCCUAUGACUAAAAAGGUAGAAGUAGAUUACUUACUUAAUCGUCUAAAGGACUAGACGGUGUUCUUGUAAUGAUAGAUAUCUUACACAAUAAAUCCUAUAUGAGGCCUUUAAGUUAUAGAGAAAUGAAUAUAAAUAUCCAAUUUUAUUAAAAACGGAUGCAAAAUAAAUCCUUUUUGGGGGAUUUUUAAAUAAUCAUUACUUGUUUUAUUUUAGGAA